Syngnathus typhle (broad-nosed pipefish) is the source of this 766-nucleotide messenger RNA. It is a transcript of the gene fgf21, whose product is annotated as fibroblast growth factor 21. Gene Ontology annotation, molecular function: growth factor activity; fibroblast growth factor receptor binding. The transcript has 3 exons. Gene Ontology annotation, cellular component: cytoplasm. Gene Ontology annotation, biological process: positive regulation of cell population proliferation; fibroblast growth factor receptor signaling pathway; positive regulation of gene expression. The record is from RefSeq and is a predicted model, not a curated record. Bases 91 to 543 code for a protein of 150 amino acids. NCBI's taxonomy places the organism in Eukaryota, Metazoa, Chordata, Actinopteri, Syngnathiformes, Syngnathidae.
UUCAGAUGAGGCCCAAUUUGAUACACAGCAUGGUACGGUCAGGCUUAUUUGUUUUGUCUUCUUACUUUUGCAGAAAAUCACAGACGAGGAAUGUACUUACAGAUAAGCCAGGAUGGAAGCGUGUCUGGUAGCGACGUUCAGACUCCUAACGGUGUGCUGCAGUUACAGUCGGUGCAGCCGGGCCACAUCGCCAUUAAAGGUCAGAGGUCAUCGCUGUUUCUGUGCGCUGACAAUGCGGGCUCUCUGAGGGGGCGGUCGUCUUUCUCAGAGGACGACUGCACUUUCCGAGAGCUGCUGCUGGCAGACGGGUACACCCGCUUUGUGUCCCCGCAUCACGGAUUUGCCCUGUCGCUGAAUCCCAGGCGUUCCCCGGAUGGGCACGCCGUCCCCUUCACCCGAUUCCUGCCACUCAGAGAUACUCUCCCGAGGGAAACGGCAUCCCAACGGGCGCCGGUGAGGGAAAACUUCAACCUGGAUUCCGAUGACCUUCUGGGAAUGUCUCAGGGUUCUAUGCUCAGUCCUCAGUUCUCAGCGGAAAAGUGACGAGAGUGAGUGCUAAGCAUUCAUUGGUGGAUUUUUAAAUUAAAAGAAAAAUGGAUGGACAGAUUGAAAAAUGUGAAAUGUUGUACUGUAUUGAAUUGAUUUUUUUGUUGUGUAUUUAAUAAUUAAUAUUAUUGUAUUUUAUUAUUUCAGUGUAUGUUUUGAAUGUUUGAGUGUGGAUAGGGUGUUUGUGUCAAGAUUACAUGCAUUUUAUUACACUGGAAAA